AUGGACUCCGUCUACUCCGACAUCGACAGCAACAGCUGCGACUUCUUCCCGCACACCGACGAUGAGGACUCCCGCGGCAGCCUCCGCUCCACCUCCCCGGAGCCCGAGCCGCAGCAGCUGCAGCAGAAGAAGCGGCGCCGCGGCCGCGGCCGCAGCGAAGCCACCGUGCAGGUGGUGAAGAAGAACCGGCGCCUGAAGGCCAACGACCGGGAGAGGAACCGCAUGCACAACCUGAACGACGCGCUGGACGAGCUGCGCGGCGUGCUUCCCGCCUUCCCGGACGAGACCAAACUCACCAAAAUCGAGACUCUGCGCUUUGCGCACAACUACAUCUGGGCGCUGUCAGAGACCAUCCGCAUCGCCGACCUGCAGACGGGAAAGACCGGCGACGCUCCGCUGCUGCUGAGCGCCGCGCGCCUCGGCGAAGCCCCGAGCCCCGGCAGCGACGCCUGCUCCUGGAGCUCCAGCGGCUCCUCGUCCUCCUCCUCCCCGGCAUACAGCUCCUCCAGCCCGGGCAGCCCCGGCGCGUCGGAGGACUGCAGCUACCUGACGCAGGACGCGCUGUACGGCUUCCGCAGCUUCGUGCAGGGCAUCUACUGA
Messenger RNA from Seriola dumerili (greater amberjack), 600 nucleotides. It is a transcript of the gene neurog1, whose product is annotated as neurogenin-1-like. The record is from RefSeq and is a predicted model, not a curated record. Bases 1 to 600 code for a protein of 199 amino acids. The transcript has a single exon. Gene Ontology annotation, molecular function: protein dimerization activity. NCBI's taxonomy places the organism in Eukaryota, Metazoa, Chordata, Actinopteri, Carangiformes, Carangidae.